AUGAACACCCAACGCCUCGGCCUGCAUCUCGCGCGCCAACCCCGCUCACCCGCCCUCCGAUCAACCAUCCAACGCCGAUUCGCAAGCGACCAGAUCGAGCUGAAGGGAGCAGCAGAUAAUGCAUUCAACCGAGAACGAGCGGCGGCAAAGGCCCAUGCUGCUGCUACCAGUGAUCUCUGGCGCAAACUCUCCAUCUACGUCACAACGCCGUGCCUGAUCCUCGCUGGUAUCAACGCCUGGAAUCUCUGGGACGAGCACUGGGAGCACUGGGAGCAUCUGCCGCCGCUGGAGGAGAGGAUCGAGUAUCCGUAUCAGAAUGUGCGGACGAAGAAUUUUCCCUGGGGCGAUGGCGAUAAGACCUUGUUCUGGAAUGAUAAGGUGAAUUAUCAUAAAAAGGACAAGGUUACGUGA
Messenger RNA from Endocarpon pusillum Z07020, 411 nucleotides. RefSeq lists its product as uncharacterized. Gene Ontology annotation, biological process: mitochondrial electron transport, cytochrome c to oxygen. The coding region runs from base 1 to 411 and encodes 136 amino acids. Gene Ontology annotation, molecular function: enzyme regulator activity. The record is from RefSeq and is a predicted model, not a curated record. NCBI's taxonomy places the organism in Eukaryota, Fungi, Ascomycota, Eurotiomycetes, Verrucariales, Verrucariaceae. Gene Ontology annotation, cellular component: mitochondrial inner membrane. The transcript is spliced from 4 exons.